AUGACCCGCUUCCCUCCCUUCGCAACUCUCCAUCUUCAAUUCCCUUUGAGUCCAUCAUCAUCCCGCGCUCAACUUGCGCGUAUCAUCAUCAUUCGCAGCACUACCGUCAUCAUUUAUCGUUCGAGGUCGCUGCUUUCCACCAACGACUGCAUCUACGACCCCGCUUUAGAGCAGCCAGACCCAGCUGUAGCUUACAUACACGCGUCAACAAGCACCACCGAAUAG
Messenger RNA from Penicillium bovifimosum, 225 nucleotides. RefSeq lists its product as uncharacterized. Bases 1 to 225 code for a protein of 74 amino acids. NCBI's taxonomy places the organism in Eukaryota, Fungi, Ascomycota, Eurotiomycetes, Eurotiales, Aspergillaceae. The transcript has a single exon. The record is from RefSeq and is a predicted model, not a curated record.